AUGAAGCCAGCAGAGAUCAGAUUCUCUCUACAGAGACCUCUACAGCACAGAGAUCCAGCCAUGGCACCUACAAUCACUGCAGCAAUGACCAAUUCUCAGGAGCAUCUGACUCUGACCCACAAGCUCAGAAAACCUCUGGUGGAAAAGUUACGCAGAGAGCGAAUCAACAGCAGCAUUGAGCAACUCAAGUCUCUCCUGGGUCCAGAGUUCCUCAAACAGCAGCCAGACUCCAAGCUGGAGAAAGCAGACAUCCUGGAGAUGACAGUUUGUGUCCUGAGACGACUGCAGCAGCAGCAUCAAGCUGUGGACUCAGCAGCUGUUGAUCAGGGCUACUCCAGGUGUGUCCAAGAGGUGACACACUUCCUGUCCAAGGAACAGGUGAAGACACAGUCCCAGAGAAGACUGCUGAACCACUUCAACAAGCUGCAGCCUUCCUCUGAUAAGAACCUGAGAGAGGCUGAUUUCUCUCUUCUGAGCUCCACAGUCCAGACCAGCAUCACCAAAGACAAGAGUCCAGUCCACAGCGCCCUCUGGAGGCCGUGGUAGACACCUACAUUCUGGAGUUACUACCAGACAAACUCAGAUGACCACAUUGGUCAAAAGUUAUUAUCAGACAUAUUAUUCUGAAAUGUUAUAGAAGUGUCUGUGCAAAGUGUUUUAAUUCAUCACAGGGUCAUAUUGGACUGAUAUUUCCAUUUACUUUUGGGAAUAUAUUUUUCUUAAAGAAAAUUAAAUCUUUUUUGUGAAAAUGUUGAGUAGCACAUAAUUGUACUCUAUGAAUAACAUAUAUUAUCUUAUUGAUUUAUCAAUAUAAUUCGAAAUUGGCCAAUAUUGGCCAGACUUAUCACACCUGCCUUUAAGUCGUGUAAGUCUUCUGUUUUAAGAUUGAUCUAGUGACUUGAAUUGGGAAAUCUCAGCUGCUUUCUGGUAGCACUUUUUCUUUAAUCGACUUUUUACUUUGUAAAAGAUUAUUGACCCAUGUUGGGUCUUGACGUCAUCUGUUCUAUCAUCAACAUGUUUUGUUGUGUCAACAGUACAAACAUAUAUCUGAAAGUUAUGUUCUCUUAUAGAGAGUUUGUUCACUUUGUUCAGGUUUUACUAAACUAUUCCCUGUCUUUUGUAAGGACACUGAAGCUGUUCACUUUACUCUUUUUGAGUACACUGUCUUAAACUACAAGUAUUUACUGUGAUGCAUCAUCACCACUAGUGCCUCUAUGAUGUGACCCAUUCAUUCAUUUUGAAUAAAAAAACAUCAACUGAA
Molecule: messenger RNA, 1261 nt
Organism: Dicentrarchus labrax (European seabass)
Lineage: Eukaryota; Metazoa; Chordata; Actinopteri; Moronidae
Product: transcription factor HES-5-like
Exons: 2
Coding region: 1-546 (181 amino acids)
Biological process (GO): anterior/posterior pattern specification; regulation of transcription by RNA polymerase II; regulation of neurogenesis
Cellular component (GO): nucleus
Molecular function (GO): DNA-binding transcription factor activity, RNA polymerase II-specific; protein dimerization activity; RNA polymerase II cis-regulatory region sequence-specific DNA binding
Source: RefSeq, a predicted model, not a curated record